This is a messenger RNA of Parasteatoda tepidariorum (common house spider), 742 nucleotides long. Its product is annotated as transcription initiation factor TFIID subunit 10. The record is from RefSeq and is a predicted model, not a curated record. Gene Ontology annotation, molecular function: RNA polymerase II general transcription initiation factor activity; promoter-specific chromatin binding. Gene Ontology annotation, biological process: transcription initiation at RNA polymerase II promoter. Lineage: Eukaryota; Metazoa; Arthropoda; Arachnida; Araneae; Theridiidae. Gene Ontology annotation, cellular component: transcription factor TFIID complex; SAGA complex; nucleus.
GAUACAGGAAAUCUUCAGCUCAACUCCUCUCUAUUUAAUUGUGAUUAUUUUGAUUUUUUCGUAAAUUUAAGAAAGAGAUCUGUAUUGUGCUUUAAUUUUUGCUACACUACGCUGAAGAAAUUGAAAUUGUUAACUCUUUAUGACAUAAAAACUGUGUCAUGGCGUUAAAUACUACGAAUCACAAUGAAAUUCAACCUCUAAUUGUCAAAACUGAUAAUGAUUUACCGACAUCUUCAUCUGCUCUUGAAUCUAACCCUUCAUCACCUGUUCAAAUCCCUGGACGAACUAUGGGUGACUCUUUGUGUGAAUUCAUAGAUCAGCUCGAAGAUUACACUCCUACUGUCCCUGAACCGGUAGUUAAGCACUUCUUAAAGGCUGCUGGAGCUGAAUCCACUGAUCCUAGAGUUUCCAGGUUAAUUGCUCUUGCUGCUGAAAAAUUCAUAAGUGAUAUCGCUAACGACGCUCUGCAACAUUGCAAAAUGCGAGGUGCUGGACAAAGUAGUAAGAAGGCAGCUAAGGAUAAGCGUUAUGUGCUAUCGAUGGAAGAUCUUACUCCCGCUUUAGCCGAUUAUGGAAUUAAUGGCAAAAAGCCUCAUUAUUUUGCUUAAUAAUCCCAGUUAUUCAGAAACUUUUCCACAUAAACCGUUAAAAUUCACCUCAUCAUUCAUUUGUAAUAUUCAAAAUUUGAAAAGAGUUAUAUUUGUAUUUUGCUUUAUUUAUAUUCAUUAAAAGAUUAAGUGCA